AUGUCUUUAGAAAACGCGAAAGUCGAGGAAAUAUCAUUGGUAAUUCAUAAAGCGAAACAAAAAGCUAUAUCUGAUACGAAAGAGCAAAAUGAUGUUGUUAGUGAUGUUAAUAGGAUUGGAGACAAUGCUAAAAGAAAAAAGCGACGAAGACAACCACGAAUCAUCUCAAUAGCAAAUCAGCAAAAUAUUCUCACUGCCACCCCAAUAGUAAAUCAGCAAAAUAUUCUCACCACCACCCCAAUAGUAAAUCAGCAAAAUGUUCUCGCCAUAGACUGCGAGAUGGUCGGUAUUGGCAUAAACGGGAGAAAAUCGGCACUUGCGCGUGUGAGUAUUGUUGAUUUUGAGGGGAACGUGGUGAUGGAUACGUUCGUGAAGCCGGAUCAAGUCGUGACAGAUUAUCGUACUUUUGUUAGCGGGGUCACAAAAGAGAGCCUUGUUGAUGCUCGCGACUUUAAAUCUGUUCAGAACGAAGUCAAAGAUAUUUUAUAUGGAAAAUUUGUAAUUGGACAUUCAGUUUUUUUCGAUUUUCAGGCUCUAAAAUUCACUCAUCCCCGCCGUCUCACACGUGACACGUCCCUCUAUGAAGGUUUCAUAAAUCGCUGUCCACUCCCACAUCGAACUCCAUCACUGAAACUACUAGCUGCGAUAAUCCUCAACGAGAGAAUCCAAGAUGGGGAACACGAUUCAAUUGAGGACGCAAAAACUGCGAUGAAAUUGUAUCGUAAUGUGCAACAAGAGUGGGAGGAAUGGAUAAAUGUGCAUGGAGUUAAUGCUGCUUAUAAGAAUAGACGUAUUGGAUGUUUUCGGUGUGGGUCGUUGGAACAUGUGGUUAAAGAGUGUCCUGUCAUUGUGAGGCAGCAACAGAAAAAGAGUAGUAAGGAAAAGAUAGCAAGAUUGGUAAAGAGUGUGUGUAUAUAA
Messenger RNA from Ambispora gerdemannii, 918 nucleotides. Lineage: Eukaryota; Fungi; Glomeromycota; Glomeromycetes; Archaeosporales; Ambisporaceae. The record is from the annotation of a GenBank genome assembly.